GCAUAGUUUCGUUUAAUUUUGCAUUGAUUCCACAAAAAUGGCCAGGUCAGUACUAUUUAAAUAAAAAGGUACUCUUUAUACGGCGGCUCAUCUGUGAACACAUACUGUACUGUAACUGCAAGUAAGUGCAAAUAAUGGAGUCAGAUAUCUAUUAUAUCAAUUUUGAAAACAGGGAUAUUGAGUGCACAACUCCACCUCAAACACCAAGUCGAGGCCAGAAUGCAGGAAAAGCUAAAAAAUGCAGAGGAAGUAGAUGUUUAGUGUUGAUGGCGGUGUGUUCCGGGCUCAUUUGUGUUCUUCUGCUGGUCUUCAUCGUACUGCAGCAUUUCUCCAUCACAGCAGAGAGAGACCUGUUGAAGAAUUACAAGGACGCAGUCCAAGUGUUCAAUCAGACGAUCAGCAGAUUACAGGACACUUACUCUGAUCUAAUGACUGAGAAUGACCAAUUGAAGUACAGAUUCAACUACCUGAAUGAUGAACUAAAGAACGCUUAUGAACAAGGAUUUCAUUGGGGUUCAGGUUGGUUUUUCAAAUCCAAUGAUUCGAAGACCUGGUUUCAGAGCAGGCAGUAUUGCAGGGAUCGAGGUGCUGAUCUGGUCAUUAUCAACACUGAAGUGAAGCAGAGUUUCCUAACUUCAAUCAUCAGUAGUAGUGAGAGAUUGUGGAUUGGUUUGACUGACAUAAACCAAGAAGGCAAGAUGAAAUGGGUGGAUAAUUCACCACUGAAACAAGGGUUUUGGAGCCAAGGUCAACCAGAUGAUUACAUUAAAAACGAGGACUGUGUUGAACUGGUGUCUUCAACUCCUUCCCUAAACAACUGGAAUGAUAUUUCAUGCUCGGACACCCGAAAAGCACUUUGUGAGAAAUAGGGUUCAACCCAUCUUUUUGUGUUUUUUUUCUUGUAUUAUUUUAUGAAAUCACAAUAUUGUUAACACAUUUUGAAUGGUGGUUUCUUCCUUUUAAAAUAGUGUGCUACUUUCAUUUUACCACUUUAUAUCAGUUUUGUUUCAUAAAUUUAUGUAAUGCAGGAAAUUAAGAGUGGAUAUUCAAAUAAAAGGAAAUGUAAAAUUGUGAUUAUUUUCUUAUUGCAUGAAAAAUCUCACAACAUCCAGUUUCUCACAAUGUGAAUUAGGGUAAUCUGUGACACCUAACUUCUGAUGUGUUCAUGUCUUGCUCCAUCACAAGCAGUUCCAUAUUAAUAUGACCUUAUUCUAGCUGUUAUCAUGCAUCUCAAGUGUUGAGAAUAAAGUGCAGAAGUGUCCCAGAAAACCCUAAUUAAUCUGAUCAGUCUGAUAUUGAGUGUCUGUGAAACUGCUUUUGACUUGAAUUGCUUUCUCUUUGGAAUAAAAUUAUCAAUUACUG
Messenger RNA from Onychostoma macrolepis, 1362 nucleotides. RefSeq names its product C-type lectin domain family 4 member E-like. The transcript is spliced from 5 exons. The coding region runs from base 135 to 869 and encodes 244 amino acids. The record is from RefSeq and is a predicted model, not a curated record. Lineage: Eukaryota; Metazoa; Chordata; Actinopteri; Cypriniformes; Cyprinidae.